UGCGGCUGAGUGUAACGCGUGUGUAGAUCACUGCCUUGAUCCACUACUAACCCAUAUUCCAACUGUACAGAAACGCGUGGCUAAAUGGCCAAUAUUUCAAACAUUAUCAGCUCUGCAUGGCUCUAGCCUGAUCAUGGUCAUCUAAAACUGCUCGGUUAUAGCAAGGAAAAUAAUAUCUGAAGUUCAGGGCGUUGCAGCAACUGGUUCAAUAAGCAGACAGACAGUCAUACCCUGUAAUGCUUGCUGCAUGAAAAUCAAUAGCGCCCGCAACCUUCAGCAGCAGAAGCUACCAACCUAACCGACGGAGGUUGCAUGAAACAUCACGUUAAUCAGUUGGUGGAAUAUGCUUUUGUCAAGGUUGACAGACUCGUGUACGUGUAAUGGUGGAUCAGGUCCUUACAGCUGAUCCAUUCGUGCAGCCAGCUGAGAUGGAACCUCACACCAUGAAGCUACGCUUAUCUACAUUCCGAUGAAAACAUGGCUGCCAAACUACUGCUACUGUGUCUGGGAGUCAUUGCCGUGUCCCGUGGACAGCUGGCAAAAGUUUGGAAGCUCUCAGCGCGGGAACUCAUCGACUAUCGAGCAUAUCGUGACGUCACCGUUCUACAUUUCCGAGUUCCCGAGCAAACACUGACAGCUUCCUUCAAUUUUACGGUUUCCGAGAAGCUAAUAUCGUCCCAUUUUUCUUCCGAGUGUGACCCAAGGAGAGUAAGCCUCUUCCUUAAAUAUGGCAGUUUACCUGUUAUCAAUCCUGACGGGGCAAAAUUCCCAGACAACUUCUCAAUCUCAAACCGCGUGCCAGUGUACAACGCAGAGUUCCAGAGCAACGAGGUGCCUGUAAUCAUCAAUGUCACUAGCCCAGUUCCAGGGGACUGGUUUGCGGUCGCUUUUAUAAGCUAUACCGAUCCAAACGACGAUCAAAUUUUGCAACAGGGGUUAGCCCCGAACUGCGCAGCUCUGGCGGAAUGCAGUAUGAGUGUCGUCAUUGUGGACGAUGUCACUGUUGUCGUUCCCGGAGAAGAGAUUUCCGGACAACUGGACGGGGAUGCUGACUCAAAAUAUUUUAAAUUUUAUGUGCCUUCAGGGACAUGGAUGGUGCGUGUUAACCUUUCUUCCGACCAGUGCGAUAGUUCACCUUGUCUCCUCAUGUCAUAUGCUCCAAGAACAUUCCCGGAUCCCAAAGUUAGCAAUGAAAACUGUGAGUCUGGUGUUUCAUGCGAGAACGAUUUCAUUCCAGCUGUGGAUAACUGGUAUUUUAUUACAAUAUCUGCAACCCACAACAUGAGCGCCAGUUCCAUCCGUUUCACGCUGAUAGUCUCCUUUCUUGCUCAUAAUUCAUCAGAGAAAUGGAAACUGGUGAAAACAACGUUACCGCAUGUCAUGACCGAAGAUCAAAAUUAUGACAGGACGUUAUUAAUUCAGGAUUUCCAAAACUUCUGGAGGUUGGUGCCUCUGACGAGACAAUCUUUUUCGUCAUUCUUUACAUUCAACUUCCUCAGUGAACUUGCUGACGAAAAUAAAGGUUUCUUCUCCAUAAAUGUUAGUGUGGAUGAGCUGGCUAUGAUGCAGUUUGAAGUGAAUCAUGUAAGCGACAUUGGAGGGACACUGACGUUUCAAAUGAAGCUUGAAGAAGACUCUAAUUUAAAGAACGUCACACAGAGCCUUUACAAUGUGUCUGUUGUUGCGUGUCUUAGUUAUCAGGCACGUGCCAUUCCGCUGUAUCCUCAAGACAUGUGCCUCGACUAUACUGGAGACUUCUCAAAGUCCAAAAUCCAGGUGAAUUCAUCCAGUGAAAGAAAUCGUAUAGGUAGCAUCCACGUGCCUUUCCCCGAACCAGGACUCUGGUUCAUAACUUUGAAGCCGUUUUGCUUCAACGACAGUCUUCCAGCAGAUUGUACUUCCGACCUGGGCUCUCUGAACGUGUCCCUUAUAAUUGAAUCUAAUAUGUGUACGGCAGACAACUGUGGGAGGUUUGGGGACUGCUAUAAUUAUAUGAGUGGUGGGUUCAUUUUCUCCACAUGCGUAUGUAGGCAUGGGUAUAUCGGUUGGGGUUGCACGGACGAUAGCAAGGUCACCUCAUUGAUGGAAUUACUGAUCGCAGCGCUGCUUCUUACGAUUAGCAAUUUGUUCUUCAUCCCAGCAAUUGUCAUGGCAAUACGUCAAAAGUAUUACACCGAAGCGUUUGUGUAUGUAUGCACUAUGUUCUUUUCAACGUUCUAUCACGCCUGUGAUGCUGGCGAAGACAUUUAUUCCUACUGUUUAAUGAGACUGAAUGUUCUGCAAUUUUGUGACUUCUAUUCAGCGAUUCUGUCUCUGUGGGUGACUCUCAUUGCCAUGUCGGAUAUCCGUAAUGCUCUCAAGUCCAUAGUCCACAUGGCAGGUGCCAUAGGUAUCGCCCUAGGCACGGAGUAUAACCGAACCUCCCUUUGGGUGUUGGUAGUACCCGCUCUGAUCGGCCUAGCCCUUAUGAUCCAAUCUUGGAUGUGGCGUUGCAAAGCUCAGAGGUCAUGCUAUCCCAGUAAGAAAUACUGGAAGUUCUAUUUUCCUCCGGGAGUGCUACUAGUCAUUGUGGGUCUUGUGUGCUACUCGUUCUUAGAAACGAGACAGAACUAUAAGUAUGUUCAUAGCGCCUGGCAUAUUAUCAUGGCGCUAGCGAUAAUAUUUUUGCUCCCAUCCAAGAAGCAGCAAAGAGCUGUUGUAGUGAACACCGAUGAAUCUGCUUGUUUGCCACCACUGACAUGCAAACCAUCUUGGAAAGAUAACAAGAUUUUUAAGUUUCUAUGUUGGUGCGAACGAUGACAGUGGCAUUGUGUGUAGUAGUGAGUCGUAACAACAUAAAAAGUUCUGUCGACUUGUCUGUUAGAGUGGCAACGCUGACUGCUCGUGGGGGGCAUCUGUUCAGCAUUAUGUGGUACCAUUUAAUAUGUUGUCUUUCUUCCACAUUGUCCCCAUUUAUCAUUGUUUUCUGGCUUCAUGUGUUAUCUUGUUACAUCCUACAAAUACAUGUGUUAUGACUUCACUUAUAAUGAUUACAUUAUCAUUAAUCCUAUAGUUGUAACACGUUACAGUUACUAUAUUCAGUAUAAUUAACACCAAAGUCGGUUUUAGAGGAAGAGGACAGUGUUGGAUUAGUCAUCCUUCACAUUCCUCUCCAGUAUGAAUGAAACGUGAAAUAGACGUUACUAUACUCCGAUAUUGAGUACCUUCUUGUGACGACUGGUCCACUAAACGCGAAGCAUUUGUCAGUGUUGCUACCAUAUACAAGUAUGAGCAGUCAAGAGAUUGGAUGUUAAAUGCUGUAUCUAGAAGUGUCUGGAUCACAGUGUCCGAACCUCUUCAUAUUUCCUAUUACCUUAUCCGGUUUUCAUAUGAGAUUGUAUUGUCCUUACCUGCCUCAGUCCCAAUAGAUUUAUCAGUCAGCUCGUGAUUCGUUGUGGUUGUGCCUAUAUUUGAUGUGCUACAUGACAGUUGAAGUUAUUACAGGAGAAUAUUGGUACGAAAUUUUCAGUUUGCAUUAAACAACUUUUUUUUUCAUACCUAUAAUGCUGAUGGCAAAUAGUAAUUUAACUGAAUGUUUUCUUUUUAUUUUUACGUGCUAAAUCAAAAACUACAGGAGCCAACUACACAGUCAACACUUCAGAGAAAAAUAAAAAGUAAAAGAAAGCAAUACACAUACGGAAGAAAAACUAAGGUAUUGAAGUAAUUGUGCCUACCACCGCGGCGGCCCGGCUUCAAAUCCAGGUCUGGUCAAGUGGGAUUUGUGGUGGAUAAAGUGGC
Molecule: messenger RNA, 3777 nt
Organism: Cryptotermes secundus
Lineage: Eukaryota; Metazoa; Arthropoda; Insecta; Blattodea; Kalotermitidae
Product: transmembrane protein 8B
Exons: 2
Coding region: 478-2799 (773 amino acids)
Cellular component (GO): plasma membrane
Source: RefSeq, a predicted model, not a curated record